UCACCAAGCUGAGACGCAUCAUCGACCAGUCUCCGUGAACGCGCGCCCACACUCCGCUGCCACCGCCGCCAGGAUCGCUUUCUCCUCCGUACCCCCCUCACCCCUCCCCCUCCCUAAAUGCGAGAUGCUCGGCCAAAUUCAAUUAAAUCAAGCAAAGCCGAGCGAGUGCGCGCGCCUUGUCGGAGAGGAAGCGUUCAUUUGCGCCUGCAUCCAAGCGGGUUAAAACAAGUGGGAAGGUCAUUUAAAGUGAAGGUAGGAAGGAGGGAGGUAGGCUGCGUGGAGCCGAAGCGGAACCGGAGCCGGAACGGAGCGGAGCAUGCUUGCGGAGGAAGAAGACGGCACCGUCAACUGGCAACAUCUGUAAGUUCUCCCUGGGAGAUUUCGUCUGCCAGUAAACAUGCCGGUGAGAAGAGGACACGUCGCUCCACAAAACACAUUUCUUGGGAUAAUUAUCCGGAAAUUCGAGGGGCAGAACCGUAAAUUUGUAAUAGCCAACGCCAGGGUGGAAAACUGUGCCAUCAUCUACUGCAACGACGGCUUCUGCGAGAUGACGGGCUUCUCCAGGCCGGACAUCAUGCAGAAGCCGUGCACCUGCGACUUCCUCCACGGAGAGCAGACGGACAAGGAAGCCAUAGGCCAGGUGGGCCAGGCUCUAAGGGGCUCCGAGGAGCGCAAGGUGGAGAUCACCUACUAUCGCAAAGACGGGUCGGACUUCCAGUGUACUAUUCAUAUCAUCCCAGUGAAGAACGAAGAAGGUGUGGUGAUGAUGUUCAUCCUGAAUUUUGAUUACGUUUUGGAUGAGGGGAGCGACAACUCCACGGAGAAGAUAAGCCCCGCAUCGCCCACAAAGUCUGAUCAAAGGAGUCGAUUUUUCCGCUUCCGCCAGGCCGCCUUGAGUCUGAUGAAUACCAACAAGCAAUCGCUUCCGCAAGAGGACCCAGACGCCGUGAUGGUGGACUCGCCCAAAGACAACGAGGACUCGGUUGCCCUGCAGAGCUUCCCCUCGCCCACCAAGAGCAUGUGCAGUCCAAUGGAAGCCAACGACACCCACGCCCUCAUCAGCUCCAGCCACCACUCUUCUCCAACCAGCGUGGCGGCCGAACCCCUCGACCAUUCGUCCCCCAAACUACCGUGGGAGAAGAUUUACCAGACGGAGGUACACCAGUCCUCAACCUCCUUAUCCAAUACCUUCCCGAGAGAAAGCAUCACGAGCAUGAGGCGGGCGUCCUCUGUCCAUGAGAUCGAAGGCUACAGCUCCAGUUCCAAAAGCAUAUUUAGGGACCGUCAUCCAAACGAAGGUCCGUUUAACCACGUCAAGUCCAGCCUGCUGGGCUCUACGUCGGAUUCCAACAUCAACAAGUACAGCACCAUCAACAAGAUCCCCCUGAUCGCGCUCACCUUCUCCGAAGGUAUCGACAAGAAGACUCACUCUCCUCCAACGUCGGAGAAGACCAUCAUAGCGCCAAAGGUCAAAGACAGGACACACAACGUCACGGAGAAAGUCACACAGGUCUUGUCACUGGGCGCCGACGUUCUUCCAGAGUACAAGCUACAGACGAACCGCAUCGACAAGUUCACCAUCCUGCAUUACAGCCCGUUCAAAGCGGUGUGGGACUGGCUGAUCUUGCUGCUGGUCAUCUACACGGCCAUCCUCACGCCUUACUCCGCCGCCUUCCUCCUCAACGACCAAGAGGAGCAGAGGAGGCGCAAAUGCGGCUACUCCUGCAGCCCUCUGAACGUGGUGGAUCUGAUCGUGGACAUCAUGUUCAUCAUCGACAUCCUCAUCAACUUCAGGACCACGUACGUCAACCAGAACGAGGAGGUGGUCAGCCACGCCGCCAAGAUAGCCAUCCAUUACUUUAAAGGCUGGUUCCUAAUAGACAUGGUGGCGGCCAUCCCCUUUGACCUGCUGAUCUUCGGUUCAGGAUCGGAUGAGACGACCACCCUGAUCGGCCUCCUGAAGACAGCGAGGCUGCUCCGUCUGGUUCGAGUGGCCAGGAAGCUGGACCGCUACUCAGAGUACGGCGCCGCCGUGCUGAUGCUGUUGAUGUGCAUCUUCGCUCUCAUCGCCCACUGGUUGGCUUGCAUUUGGUACGCCAUCGGCAAUGUGGAAAAGCCUUACUUGGAGCACAAGAUCGGCUGGCUGGACAAUCUGGGAGUGUCCAUCGGGAAGAAAUACAACUACAGCGAUCCCAACUCUGGUCCGUCCAUUAAGGACAAGUACGUCACGGCGCUUUACUUCACCUUCAGCAGUUUAACCAGCGUUGGAUUUGGCAACGUUUCGCCCAACACAAAUUCGGAGAAGAUCUUUUCCAUUUGUGUCAUGCUGAUCGGAUCCCUUAUGUACGCCAGCAUCUUUGGAAACGUCUCGGCCAUCAUCCAGAGGUUGUACUCGGGCACUGCACGCUACCACGCGCAAAUGUUACGGGUCAAAGAGUUCAUCCGUUUUCAUCAGAUACCCAAUCCGCUGAGGCAGAGGCUGGAGGAGUAUUUCCAGCACUCCUGGGCCUACACCAACGGCAUCGACAUGAACACGGUGCUCAAAGGUUUUCCGGAGUGCCUGCAGGCAGAUAUUUGUCUUCAUCUCAAUAAUAAUCUCCUGCACAACUGCAAAGUGUUCCAAGGAGCCACCAAAGGCUGCCUGAGGGCCUUGGCUAUGCACUUCAAGACCACUCACGCCCCUCCCGGAGACACUCUGGUCCACAGCGGCGACGUACUCACUGCUCUCUACUUCCUCUCCCGCGGGUCUAUUGAGAUCCUGAAAGAUGACAUUGUGGUGGCCAUUUUGGGGAAAAACGACAUUUUUGGUGAAAUGAUCCAUCUAUUUGCCAAACCUGGAAAGUCCAACGCUGAUGUGCGAGCUCUGAGUUACUGCGACCUGAGCACCAUCCAACGGGAGGACCUUUUGGAGGUGUUGGACAUGUAUCCGGAGUUUGCUGACUACUUCUUUGCCAACCUGGAGCUGACCUUCAAUCUCAGAGAUGAAUCUGCAAAGCCCCCGAGUCCCGAGGGCUGCGACUCUGACGGUGAGGGCACCAGAAGCAUUAAAAGAAGGAUUUCCUUCACACCGGAGCCGCCCAAAGUGGAACUCAAUGAAGUCAGUCCAGAAGUGGAAAGUAGGAGGGAGUCAAAUCUGUGCCUAAAGAGAUGUUCCCAAGUUCGGGGUCCCUCGACACCCAGCAGCCCUGUUCUCGACUCUAAUCUUCUCGGACACAACGAGGUCACAGACGGCUUGAGGAGAAGUCCAUCUUUUCAAGAUCUGUGCUGUGAUAAAUGGGUGUGCAAGAAGCCGGGCGACUACCUGGAUGAGUCAGCAGCACACUUCCACGAGCUAAGAGGAGAUGAUAAUUCGGCUAGCGAGCUUACCUACGGAGAGGUGGAACAGCGCCUAAAUCAACUGCAGGAGCAUUUGAACAGGUUGGAGUCUCAGCUAACGUCCGACAUUCAGACCAUCCUGCAGCUGCUGCAGAGACAGCCCGCGUUGGGUCCUCCAGCUUACAGCACUGUGACCGCCAGUCCAGACUAUAGCGGAUCUGCCGUGAAGAUUCAGCCCGCUGCCUUGACAGCGAGCCAUUUUUUCAGCCAUACGCAAAGUCAAGGACCUAACCACAAAGUAAAGAGGGCCUUCCAAGAAUCCAAAGACUCCAGGCCGAGCUUGGCCAGCUUGAAGGUCCCAGUUGAGGACAACCUUUCAACGUUGCUUUUACAAAGACAAGCAGAACAGCAACAAGAGAUUAGCAGGGUGCAACAGUCCACGUUGAUCCUAAUUCCGACAUCGUCCUCGUCUUCGCCUCCUUCCGACUGCAACCUCAACGCCACUGGACUCCACAGACCCGACUCAGACCCAGAGCUACAGAGACCAUAAACCUCUCAACAUUUGUGUUCAAACCUCUGGGUGAAAAUGCUGUAAUUACAUAGUAGACACUUUUUAUCAGCAUGCUGCAACAGACAAAUAUAUAUUUCUUGAUUUGCAGUUGCUUAGUAGUAUAUAUUUAAUGUGGUUUUUUUUCUUAUGCAUUUGGAUGAAAUACUGUUGUUGCAGUACAACAGUACCGUUGGUAUAAAUAUGUAUUUUCAAUGUAAAAGCACUCAGAGAGCGCAAAGCACCAACAAGGCCACUAUAGAGCACCGACAGCCGUUCUGUUUUAUGCAAAACCUCACACAUAUGGUAGUGUACAUUAUGUCUGGACAGACAAAAAGAAAUAUCAAAAAUAUGCUCGCAUUUUUACCGUAAAGGUCAUAAUUAAACAUCGCUUGAGAAAUGGAAAAGCUAGUAGAAUAGGACUGACACGCAAUGACAUAUUCACCAGCAGUCGCCUCCUCCAAGCUGUUCAAUUUAGUGAGAGUUUGAACAAAAAAAAAAAAUUGUGUACUGUUAAGUAUUUUUAAAAAGAUCUUUUUUUUUGGCUCUUUCUAUAAAUGAAUGUGAUGAAAAUCUAAUUGCCUAAUUGGUUUGAAAUGAGCCAAUAUAUGGAUGGAAAAGAGAAAAUAUGUUUUUAGCACAACAUUUUUUGGGAUAUGUAAUUUGGUAGAAUGGAUAUAAAAAAAAAUCUACACCUCCCUGUUCAAUUUCCAGGUUUUGGUGAGAAAUAAUUUCAAAACCUUUUCCGCCAUGAACCAGUCGACCAAUACCCCACAAAACUCAAUUGAAUUUGUUUUUAAUCUAUUCAAGAGUGGAAGUAAAAACAAACAAAAAUUAUACAAUUGCAUAAGUGUGCACACCCGAUUGCAACAAGGAUUGUGGGUAGCUGUGUUCAGAAUUCUUCAAUCCCAUUAUAAGUCAUGUUAAAUAAGACUCAGUCAUUCCUUGAUAUAUCACAAAAGCCUUUUGAACAAGGGUGUGUAGACUUUUUUUUUUUUUACCAUUUCCAACUAGAUUCAUACUUUUUAGUGAGUAAGCAGAUGGAGGGGAUGGAUCUGAAUUCAUCACUAUGUUCUUUACGCAGACACAUGAUAAGCUAAUCAAGUCCAGCUAUCCUGCAGGUCCAGGAUUGAAACAGGUUUCUCACAUAUUUAGCAGACAACGCAAGAACCAAACCUUUGCAUGCAGUACUACGAGUCACACAAAAAAAAAAAUGAGAAAAAUGAUUCAUUUUGCUUCCGAUUUAUUUGGAUGCCACUUAACUGGAAUCAGUGGGUGAACACGUUUGAACCCACCCCAGUAUUUUUUUGCACGUAUCGGUGUAAAUCAGCAUUUACACUGAGGUAUGAGAACUGUUUGUGUAUCUUCGGCUGUAUGCCCGUCUUCUCUGAAAUGUGACUCAGGGGUUAUGGACAAUUGCACUGCAGUUUACAGUAUCCAGAAUACUGUAAUAGUCCUCUUUAUACAAUGUGCAUUAUUACUUAGGUCACGGCUGUGCACCUACUGUUUAUGACACUAUUAUUUGUAGACAAAAGCAUGGUUUUUUUUUUUCUAUCUGUAUAGUUAUUGUUUUUGCACCACUUGCUAGCCCAAAGUAGCACACGUUAUAACGAUGUCAGCAUACGUGUCUCUUUUACCACGUAGAAAGUUAGUGUUUGCACAUAAACAGCCCCGAAAUAGGGUCUCGUGCCUACAAUGUCAAUACAAAUGCUACGUCAGAUUAUUCUUAACAUAUCAACAAGUUGUUUCUUUUCCCAGCACAAUUUUGUUGGACUCUGAAAUAUUGCUAGAAACUAAUAAUGAAAUUAAUAAUAUUGCCAGAUGUUAAAAAACAAGUCUAUUUUUGUUUACUGCUGCUUUUCAUUAUUUUAAAAAGUAGGAUUUGUUUUGAAACAGGGAUCGGCAAUAAAAGGACACAUUUAAAAAC
Molecule: messenger RNA, 5789 nt
Organism: Syngnathus acus (greater pipefish)
Lineage: Eukaryota; Metazoa; Chordata; Actinopteri; Syngnathiformes; Syngnathidae
Gene: kcnh7b
Product: potassium voltage-gated channel subfamily H member 7
Exons: 15
Coding region: 398-3865 (1155 amino acids)
Biological process (GO): regulation of ventricular cardiac muscle cell membrane repolarization; membrane repolarization during action potential; potassium ion transmembrane transport
Cellular component (GO): membrane
Molecular function (GO): inward rectifier potassium channel activity
Source: RefSeq, a predicted model, not a curated record